Messenger RNA from Periconia digitata, 390 nucleotides. Lineage: Eukaryota; Fungi; Ascomycota; Dothideomycetes; Pleosporales; Periconiaceae. The record is from the annotation of a GenBank genome assembly.
UGCAUGGUGAGCAAAGAGGCGAUCACAAGGCAACCGUCGCGGGUCUCAUGUGGUCUGUGCGCCAGGCGAGAGGCCGCCCACUUGCACUCCACUCUCACGCAGCCAGCUGCAUGCAUUCGUAUCAAUGACCUCCUUCACACACACUCUAUUCCCCGGCCGCCUAGGAUUCCAUGUCGACAGCCUUGGUCACCUUCUCGUCCCGGCCGCCCACCACUAGGCAGAUGCCCCCGAGCAGGAUGCGCUACGCUAUCAAUUUGCGGGAAUGCCAGGCGAAGAAGGUCUGACGCCUCGUUCUUAUACUUUUUCUGUUCCAUAAUCGCCAGAGCCUCACUCACAUCUCACGGCUACGACUCUUGUUCGGGUCCUCCUGCGUGCUGCCUGGCUGGCUGA